Molecule: messenger RNA, 3155 nt
Organism: Actinia tenebrosa (Australian red waratah sea anemone)
Lineage: Eukaryota; Metazoa; Cnidaria; Anthozoa; Actiniaria; Actiniidae
Product: leukocyte receptor cluster member 8
Cellular component (GO): nucleus
Source: RefSeq, a predicted model, not a curated record
GUUGUCGUAAUAAUGAAGUGAAGAAGUUUAUCUCAAAGGUCGUUAUAUUUUCGCUUUUUUGACGCUUUUUCUCUAUUCUCCAGCGAAAUAAUGAUUACAGGGUGGAAGGCUAGUGAUGCAACUGCCGCUGCAGCGUGGUCACAGCAGUAUAAUACAUCAGCUUCUUCAACAGCUACAGAUAAUACAAAACCAACAGAUUCCACAACAACCAGCAAACCAGCAGAAAACCCUGAGUGGGAAAAAGCAAGACAAGCCCUUGCUAAAGUCACUGGAGCAAGUCCUCAAAAGUCUGCCACGAAGCAACAAAGUAGCACACAGAAUAGUACUAAUAAUAAUGUGAUGAAUACAGCAAUGCUUGGGUAUGGACAGUACUAUCAGCCAUACCCUAAUGCGGCUUUUCCUGGAUUCCCUUGUGCUCCUUAUCCUUCCUUUGGGUACCCUCCUGCUUAUCCAUUUCCACAGCCUACAGCUGGCAUGCCUUAUCCCAUGCAGUUUCCAGGCAUACAGCCCCCAUACCAAGGUCCAGUACCCACCUCAAAUGAGACAACAGAAUCGGAUUCAUUAUCUACACCAUCCCAGCCAACAAAUAAUGAACAAAAAGAUUCAUCCAACAAUAGACAAACUAAUGAUAGUAGCAAUCAACCCCCUCCAAAUGUAUAUAAUACCAGAUUUCAAGCUCAUAAUAAAGGCAGAAGAGACCAGCCUCCAUUUAACUCUAGAAUGAACAAAGAGGAUCAAGAAAAUAACCAAGCAUUUGACAAUGAUAACAGGCAGUUCAAUAACAGCAAUAAUCAACAACAGAAUGCUGGAGGGUCUUAUGCCGAUGCCGUCAAAGGUGGACCCAAGAAAACAUUCUGGAAGCAACCACAGAGAAGUCUACCAAGACCUUGGGCUGAAGGAAACACAGAAAAUCACCAGUUUCAAACAAAACGAUUUAAGCCAGCAUUUGAGUCUCCUUCCAUGGACGGUCAAGAUAAUCAAGAAGAGCCAGCCUCAUAUAAUGAAACAUCAAGUGUGACAUACAACAGUGCCAAACCACAGUCACCAUACCGCAAAAGACAAGAAAACCAGGCUCCACAACAACAAUCUCCACCUGGUAAUGAAUUGAGUGCUGACAAGUGGCCACCAAGUCUAAGAGAUUAUGUACAAAGGUGUUUCAAGCCUUGUGAAACAGAAGCAGAAAAAGAUGAGAUAGAAUCAGCCUUAAAGGCUAAGCUAACAAAAGUAUUUGAAGAUAAUGCUGUAUUACUCAUCGACUGGGACGAAGAACCAUUACCCAGACUCAAAAAUAGAAUACACUCGGAAUCCAGUGACAAUUGUCCUCUUGACAGAUGGCACCCAUCACGACGGCGCCAAUCACCACCCACCAGAUCUCCUUCUAUGAGACAUUCAUCUCCACCUCCAUGGAGGAAGAGAGGACACAGCAGGUCUAGGAGUAGGAGUAGAAGCAGAAGUCCAUCGCCAAUUCGUUCAGAUGUAAGGGAAAGACUGGGACCAAAAAAUACACAAAAGAAUGGACCAAAACAAAAAUUAAAAGUGCCGAAGACUGGAAAGGGGAAGAAGGGAAAAGCAGGACCCGUUCUUGACCCGAUGCAAAUCAUUGACCCAGAAAACCAGCAGAAAAUCAAUAAAAGAGCACAGAGAUUCCAGUCCUUCACAGAAAACACCAAUCGUUCCAGUCCAAGUAUCCUUAGUACACUCAAUGCAUCUCUCUUUGCUGAUAGAGAUGAAGAGGAAUUGGACUGGAGCAAGUUCCAUGUCGUGGGAACRUGUCAGGACUUGAAAAAAAAUUAUUAUCGGCUCACAGCAGCUCCUGAUCCAUCUACUGUACGACCCAAAGAAGUGCUUAUCAAGUCAUUAUCUAUGAUUAAGGACCACUGGAAAGCCAAUCAAGAUGACUAUAGAUAUGUGUGUGCACAGUUUAAAUCAAUACGGCAAGAUUUGACGGUUCAAGGGAUCCGAGAUGAGUUCACUGUGGAAGUAUAUGAAACACAUGCACGAAUAGCCUUGGAGAAAGGAGAUAGAGAAGAGUUCAACCAGUGUCAGACACAACUGAAAGCCUUAUAUUCCAAUAAUAUAUCUGGAAAUGUCAUAGAGUUCACAUCAUACAGACUAUUAUACCAUCUGUUGACCAACAAUAUACUUGACUACUCUACUGACUUACUAAGGCUGACAGAGGAAGAAAAACAUACAGUACCUAUAAAGCAUGCCCAGUGUUUAUGCACAGCAUGGGCUCUCUCUAACUACCACAAUUUUUUCCAGCUUUAUCUUUGUGCUCCCAAUAUGUCCGGCUACCUAAUUGAUCUGUUUGUGCAGAGAGAACGCGUUGCUGCCAUCAAAGCUAUGAUCAAAUCCUACCGUCCCACAUUGCCUCUAGCCUUCAUUCAAUCUGAGCUAGGUUUUACAGAUCAGGAGGAGUGCAAGAAGUUCCUGAUGGAAGUAGGCGCUACCAUGACUGCUGAUGGCAGCAAGGUUGAUUGUCGGGUGUCGUUAGAUGUUCUCAAUACCUGAUGCUGGAUGAAAGCAAGUUUCCUGUGAUCUUUUGGAUGCAUUAAUGGAAUCAGAAUCAGUCCUUAAAUUUUGAUUUCAUCUGUGCAUCAAAGAUUACCUAAAUUUAAUCUAUAUUUUUCACAAUUUAUUAAGUAAUAGAAAAUAUCGGAUCUAUAAAUAAAUGUCGAAAAUUAUCUGUAAAUAGUAAUAUCAACGAAUAUCAACUGGAUCAAUUUGUUUGCAAAGUAUUGUAAAUAUUAGAAGUAUUUUGGCUCUUUGAUUGUAGAUAGUAAUUAUAUGGUAGGUAGUUAAUGUUCCUGAAAUGAAGAUGCCUUUCCCUGCCCCACCCACACAAGAGGGAAGUCUGACCUGACCAAAUUACACCUAAAAUAUGCUGAGCAACAUCAAGUGAUCUCCAAAUUACCAGGAUGCUUCACACACAAUAUGAUCUAACCACCCAUACCGUCACUUAACGGGUGUGCCAGCAUGUUAGGGGGAACCAUUCCAAUCCAAUCACUGGUAGUGGUGUGCAUAAGUACUUACAGGAUGAAGUUAUCAAGUUCUCUUGCAGGAAGAUGUCAGAAGGAAGGAACAGCCGCAAGAAUGAGGUGUCAAGUGUAAGAUUGUUUGCCUUUUUUAACUAAAAUAAACUCAAUUAAAUCAUG